Messenger RNA from Labrus mixtus (cuckoo wrasse), 2724 nucleotides. It is a transcript of the gene fbxw9, whose product is annotated as F-box and WD repeat domain containing 9. The transcript has 7 exons. Gene Ontology annotation, molecular function: protein binding. The record is from RefSeq and is a predicted model, not a curated record. Bases 538 to 2034 code for a protein of 498 amino acids. NCBI's taxonomy places the organism in Eukaryota, Metazoa, Chordata, Actinopteri, Labriformes, Labridae.
UUUAAAAAACAUGCUUCAACGUACUUCGCAUGACGAUGACGUCACCUUAACACACCGGAAGUUUUGUUUUGAGUUUUCUUAACUUCGCUCAGGGUCUCUCCUCACAAAUGGCUCUUCAAAGUCCUACAAGACAUGUCCUUUGAUAUCUGUCUCCUAAGUCGUUAGUUCAGUGAAUUUAAGGAGCACAGCGGCGGUGACAGUUAUUCGUGUUUUGAUAAACAGACUCGGAGGAUGAGUUUAAUGAACUCAGCGGGGUUUAAAAGGCUGGGCUGAAGAUAAAUAGAUCAAUCUUAAGGUGAAACAAGACAUUUAUACUUGAAUGUAUAUAACUGACAUGUGUUGUAGAUAAAGCAGUGAAAUGUUGUCUUCAUUGGUAGCUGAAGCUUUCUUUAAGCAACGUAUCUCAGAUUAAAACACUAGUUUAUUCCCUUAUGAGCAAACUAAUUGAACCCACACUAGAGAAGUGUUGAAGGGGGAUGUGGCAUUACAGUUUUUUAUGAGCUAGUGGUCUGGUUCUGAGAGUAGAAGAAGAAGGGGAUGUCUGAGGUCAGGAUGAUGGACCGGUCUGACCCAGGGACAGACUGUGGACAGGACCAGGACGGACCACCUCUUCCUGACCAGGUGACAUCUCAGAGAGGUGGAGCCUCAAGACCUGAGCUGCCGGGUCUGCCUCCUCCUGUUACCCCCUCCUCCUCAGACGUGAGCCCCUCCCCCUCUGCCGAGGCCAGCGGCUUGCUGUCUUUACCCUGGGAGAUGUUAACAAACAUCGCCUCACACCUUCCUGCUCAAUGUGUCAUUGACGUGCUGCCAAAGGUCUGUCAUGCGUUAGAGAAUGUGGGAAAGGACAGCACAGCUUGGCAGCUCCGGGCAGCCAGACUAAUAGGCUCCCGAGCUGGCUUUCCUGUAGGCCCGAGGGAGGACUUUGACUGGCCUUCUGCUUGUGUGGAGAUGGAGCAGCUGACAACCUGCUGGACAGGACAAGCUCACCUUAAAGCCAAACAGACACAAGAGGGCGAGGGGGAGAGGCAGCCACAGGAUGUCGCUCUAAAUCCUCAGGAGGACCUGGCAGAGCCCCAGAAUCAGGAAAACGGGAGACGGAUAGAGAUAGAUGAACAUCAACCACCCAGAAGUCUUAGCCCACCCCCAGAGCUGGAGUGCAUCCAUCUACCUUCAGGACACAUCGCUCAGGUCAACUCAGUCCUCCUCAUGGGUGAGGGGACCGUUUUGGCCACAGGCUCCAGAGACAGGAAUGUGAAACUGUGGGAUCUGCAGGCAGGAUCCGGGGCCACACUGCUGCACACGCUGGGUGGGCAGGGUGACUUUAGCACCCAUCGGGGCUGGGUGUGGUGUCUGUCAGCUCUUGGCCAUCAGCUGGCCUCGGGGGGCUUCGACAGCACGGUGAGGCUGUGGGACCUGCAGGCAGGUGGAGCAAAGAUGGGUCUGAUCAGGGCCGGGGCGGCUGUCCUCUGUCUGUCCUAUCAGGCCGACGUACUGCUCGCUGGUACAUUUGACAAGAGGGUCAACAUGUAUGACCCCAGAGCUGCUCAACCCCUGGUGAAAAGCAUCUGUCUCCAUGGUAACGCUGUGAUGUGCAUGGCUGCUGAUGACAAGUACAUCAUCGCUGGGAGUAAGGGCUGCACUGUGGCUGUGUAUGACCGCAGGGCAGGCAAAGAGUUGAAGAAACUUAAGCUGAGCUCCUACCUGCAGUCCAUGAGCUACCGUGGCUGUGAGGUGUGGGCGGGAGACAACAGCGGCAUGAUCCACGCCUUCUCCAUGCAGGCGGGGACUUUAAAACCCAUCUCCAAGUUUGAUGUGGGACACAGAGCCAUGAUCACCGGCAUCCACAGGUCCGCUGGAAGCCUCUACACCUGUUCAACGGAUUGCACUGUUAAGGUGCAUAUCCCCUGUGUACCUCCGAGGACAUUAUGCACACAGCACCACAAAGCUGGAGUCAACGGGCUUAGUGUGGAGGCCGGUGUCCUCGCUGUGGCCUCAGGAGACAUGCACGUGCAGAUCUGGAGGCCCAGAAAAUAAAAGAACAAACCUUGCAGACUACCGGGUGAGACUUGAAAGCAUGCAGACAGGAGAACCUGAAGACUAGCAGCGACAGCUAACAGGUUUUUCUUUUUAGCAUACAUGGGGCACAAAACAAUGACUAAAGGUCCAAUUUCUUCAAUUUUUUUAUCCUCUGUGUGAUUGUGUUGAGAGAUUUUUUUUUUUUACAAACAAAACACAAGUGUGUAAACAUGAUUUUUAUUUAUUUUUAUUUAGUUUGGGUCUUGUACCCUUCACUUCCAUUUCAUGCCGGAUCUGAAGACUUUAAAAAACACUUGGUUGGCAGAAGUCAGUCUCUUUUUUUUAAAUUAUUGUACGUCUAACAACAAAACAAAGAAACUAGUUACGAGUAUUUACAUACAAUAACUAACAUUGUACCACAAGCAUGAUGUACUCCUCAUGUAUGCUGUAAACACUUGUGAAGUCUAAGCCCUCUGUAACACACUUGAUUGUAAAGCUAUUUAUUUAAACUCACUCAUGCUAAUCGUAGAAAUGUUUACUUGUAUGUUUGUCUCCUUAUAUCCUGUGUGUGUAUGUUUGUGAGAGAGUGUUAGUACAACCAUUUAAUGGCUACAAUAAAUCAAAGUAUGACUCAUUUGCACUACACUUGACGAGAUGCAGCCCUGAAAACACACUGAAAGACAUUAAAGGCAUCUUCCUGAAAACCAC